Grammomys surdaster is the source of this 2824-nucleotide messenger RNA. It is a transcript of the gene Rgs6, whose product is annotated as regulator of G protein signaling 6. Gene Ontology annotation, biological process: intracellular signal transduction; regulation of G protein-coupled receptor signaling pathway; G protein-coupled receptor signaling pathway. Gene Ontology annotation, molecular function: GTPase activator activity. Bases 490 to 1962 code for a protein of 490 amino acids. The record is from RefSeq and is a predicted model, not a curated record. The transcript is spliced from 18 exons. Lineage: Eukaryota; Metazoa; Chordata; Mammalia; Rodentia; Muridae.
GAGCCGAGCGCCUGGGCUGCGCGACUCCGGGCAGCUCCUUGGCGAUCGGCCCCCACCGGGUGGCCAAGAGCUCCGCCCGGGGGCGCCCCGGGGUCCCUGUUGCUGUGGGUGCCGAGGGGGCGGAUCCGGUCCAGACCAGCGAGGGGCGAGGGAAACACCCCGGGAGCCCCGCGCCCUGGCACCAUGCGACCCGCCGCGCCUCCUCCCGGGUCCGGGGCUGCACAGUCUGCUCGUUGAGCCCCCUGCGGUCGCCGCCUCGGAGAGUGGCACCAAGGAGGUGGAAGAGGAGGAGGAGGAAGAGGAGGAGGCGACACUCGGGAGAGCAGUGCCCGGACGGAUUCGACCGCCCCUCCACCCCGAGAGCUGGCGACUCCCGGGUUCCCCAGCCUUAUCAUGCGCCGGGCGCCAGCCGGGCUUUAGGAGAAACUGAGACGCCGGAGCGAGUCGAGGCAAUUCUUUGGUUGCUAAGUGUGAGAGAAGACACUCAGGAUGGCUCAGGGAUCCGGGGACCAGCGAGCGGUGGGGAUCGCUGAUCCAGAAGAGAGUUCUCCUAACAUGAUUGUCUACUGCAAAAUCGAGGACAUCAUCACAAAGAUGCAAGAUGACAAGGCGGGGGGCGUGCCCAUCAGAACAGUUAAGAGCUUUCUCUCCAAAAUCCCCAGUGUCGUCACAGGAACUGACAUUGUACAGUGGCUUAUGAAGAACCUUUCCAUCGAGGACCCAGUUGAAGCAAUACACCUGGGAAGCCUUAUUGCUGCCCAGGGCUACAUCUUCCCAAUCUCAGACCAUGUUCUUGCCAUGAAGGACGAUGGCACCUUUUACCGUUUCCAGGCUCCUUACUUCUGGCCUUCAAAUUGCUGGGAACCCGAAAACACGGACUAUGCCAUCUACCUCUGUAAGAGGACGAUGCAGAACAAAGCAAGGCUGGAAUUGGCUGACUAUGAAGCAGAAAACUUAGCAAGACUCCAGAGGGCCUUUGCAAGGAAGUGGGAGUUCAUCUUUAUGCAAGCAGAAGCACAAGUAAAGAUUGACCGGAAAAAGGAUAAGACAGAAAGAAAAAUUUUGGAUAGUCAAGAACGGGCCUUCUGGGAUGUCCACAGGCCAGUGCCAGGCUGUGUGAACACAACGGAAAUGGAUAUCAGAAAAUGUCGGCGUUUGAAGAAUCCACAAAAGGUUAAAAAGUCAGUGUAUGGUGUGAUGGAUGAGACCCAGUCACAGAGUCCAGUGCACAUACCAAGCCAGCCAAUCAGGAAAACUACAAAAGAUGACAUCCGAAAACAGAUAACGUUUUUGAAUGCACAGAUUGACAGACAUUGUUUGAAAAUGUCCAAAGUGGCUGAAAGCUUAAUCGCUUACACGGAGCAGUAUGUGGAGUACGACCCAUUCAUAACACCAGCAGAGCCAUCUAAUCCUUGGAUCAGUGAUGACAUCACCUUAUGGGACAUAGAGAUGAGCAAAGAGCCCAGCCAGCAGCGAGUGAAACGUUGGGGCUUCUCUUUUGACGAGAUUCUGAAGGACCAGGUGGGGCGGGACCAGUUCCUCAGAUUCCUGGAGUCAGAAUUCAGUUCGGAAAAUCUCCGGUUCUGGCUGGCCGUCCAAGAUCUCAAGAAGCAACCUCUACAGGAUGUGGCUAAGAGGGUGGAGGAAAUCUGGCAAGAGUUUCUAGCUCCCGGAGCCCCCAGUGCAAUCAACUUGGAUUCUCACAGCUAUGAGAUAACCAGUCAGAAUGUCAAAGAUGGAGGGAGAUACACAUUUGAAGACGCCCAGGAGCACAUCUACAAGCUGAUGAAGAGUGACAGCUAUGCCCGCUUCCUACGGUCCAAUGCUUACCAGGAUCUGUUGCUGGCCAAGAAGAAGCCAGAAAGUGAGCAAGGUCGUAGAACUUCCCUAGAAAAAUUCACCCGCAGUGUGGGAAAGUCGCUGGCGGGCAAGCGCCUUACGGGCCUGAUGCAGUCCUCCUGACCGCCCCGACCCCAGGCCCAGGGCCCGGGCCCGCAGAAUACCUGGGCAGGCGACGCUCCACAUCCAACGACAGAGCUUCCUUGAGGGGAGAUUUGGUCACUGUGAAAGAGAAAGAGUGAGGGCCGCGGAGGGCACUGAUGGGAAGAUGCGGUGGGUAAAUGGGGAGACCAGAGAGAAAGAGUCCAUGGUGCUGGGCCAGCCAGGAGAGGCCCUGCUUAUAGCCUCUCUCUUGUACAGCCACGCACCAAUGCUUAUUCUCAACAAGGGUCCAUUUCUAAUGUGGUCAGAGAAUGUCUCAUGGGGUUCCUGUCUAUCACUCGAGAUGUUAACCUCACCUAUCCAGUGGUCUGUGGAAUCAUGCCUUCCAGCAAGCUUCAGAAGGACCCUGGGCACAUAGUAUUAAGCAUCACCUCCCUGCUACUCUCUCUAAUGCACUGACAGUGCUCACUGUUACCUGUUCCCCCUCCCUAACUGGUAGCCACCCACGUCUACUGGGUGGGUGACAGAUGCUGCUUUCACAUAAAAUGUCAAAAGUCACAUCUUCAGCCCUAAUGACCCUUCAAGUUCUCUCCACCCUUGUGAGACCACAUUUUUAAGAAGUCUCCAUGAAUAUGGUGGCCACCCCUAGUUCUCAUCAAAUGUCCAAGGGUCCAGAGCUUGAAGAGGUACUCAGCACAGAUAACGGAGUGUGUUGUUUAGCCACUGAAGGUUCGGGUGACAAUCUUUUUAAAAGAUUAUUACUUCCUGUCUUCUGAUUUUAACCCUUGCACCUCGGCUUGUUCCCUUGUAUUUUACUCACAAUAAACAUGGCCAUGAACUCAGGGGCCAUUGGGCUUCUCCCCACUGGUAGCCCAAGAUGGAA